Messenger RNA from Morchella sextelata, 216 nucleotides. RefSeq lists its product as uncharacterized. Bases 1 to 216 code for a protein of 71 amino acids. Lineage: Eukaryota; Fungi; Ascomycota; Pezizomycetes; Pezizales; Morchellaceae. The record is from RefSeq and is a predicted model, not a curated record. The transcript has a single exon.
AUGCACGGCGCACAGGCUCAAACCAGCACCUUAGGGCUAUGCUGCCGAUUCGCCGGUGAGGACGUCAACGCUGCAUGUUUCUGUUCCAAAGAUAUCGAUGCAUCUACAACUAGAUGGAUGGUGGACAGGAUUGAUCCCCGCGUGUGGGGCAAUAGUCGCCCGCUAUAUAGGAGAUGCAACACUGCACGCCGUUAUCAUUAUGCGAUCGCUACCUGA